GCACAUGUCAUGAUCACGUGUGCCGCGUCUGGGCUGCCGUUGAUUCAUCCUCUCUCCCGGCACCACAUACCAACAACGCUGUUGCUUCCUGUUGCACUGGGUGUUGUUGCAUGCUGUCCUUCUGGGAUUUGAUUUAGCUAUUCUCACUUUAUUUUAUUUUAUUUUUUUGUUUUUUAAACAUUUGAAUUUGUAUUGCUCUAGACUUUUUAGAGUUUGGGGAUAUGAACUUAGCAGGUCCUGCCCUGCUGUUGAAUUUUUAUUUGUUUUAUUUUAUUUUUUUCAAUUGUGAAAGCGUGUUAAGUGUAUUGCCUGCUUUGCUUGUUGUGCCUGGCUGCCAUGGGUGGAUCUGAUUCAGGGCAGGGGGUCAGGGCUGCAAACAACGAAUAAUUGACUUCCAUUAGAGCUGGCCGGUGUAGCACCUCCGAGGUCUUUAGUGCACCCAGCUUGAGUUGAACCAUGGAUAAUUUAGAGCUAAUUUUCAGUGACAUUACUCAGGAACUGUGACCACUGAACGAAAAGCAUUACCGCGAUGUGUCCUCCCCAUUGUGUACUUGCCUGUUAAUUAGGCCCAGACAGUGGUUUUAGACCGCUUUAUUGAAACUCAUCAAAUUUAAAUCAUUAAUGACUUAGGAUUUAAUGACUGUCAACCAAGUGGUCAAAACCAGGCUGCGUUUUUGAAGCUGACUUCCUGGUCUUGUUGAGAAACGUUGCUCACUAGCGCCAGUGCGGUUGGCUCCAGUGUUGGUGUUCAGCCACUCGUUUCACUGUAGGUCAAUGUUAACAAUACGGUCAAAAUACAAAGUCUGUCAUUUUUUCCCACCAGAAAAUGUAGUCCCAGUAGGGUUUUUUCUUUUAAUGUUUUCCUAUGCGCCCCCCCGUACGAUGUGUCGCCCCAGUCCGAUUGUAAUAAUUUGUAGACGAAUCGGGGGCACUGCCGAGUCACUGUAUCUCCCGCGCUUAGCGAACGAUCAGACUUCAUGCGCAUAUAAGGGUCCCCCUUGUCUCUACUGCGCAAUCUCUGGCUCCAAUUUGUACAAAAUGGCGGUGCCCACAAACAGCACUUCCCAGGCUUCAAAACGCUUUUCACCAAGCCUGUGGAGAGUCAAUGGGUGACAUCACAGUUCCUUGGUGCCUAUUUUUUCUACAGUCUGUGCUGCCAACCGGGCCAUAUUUUGUUGGUGUACCUCCUGGUUUAGGUUUCUGAGUCUUAAUAGCUGUAUGCUGUGAUGCAAACACUUAUUCUGCUUUUUUUCUUAAAUGGAUUGUACGCUUUCUGGGGUCUUUUAUAUUAUUUUAUUUUUUAUUGGUUUGUUUUUGAUUGGCCCUGACAGUGGGGAUUUUAGAUACAGAAGUUCCUGACAGCCUGUGGCUGGUACAUGGGCAUUCACACUGUGCCAUAGAAAAUGGAUUUUAAUAUAAAAAUAAUAUGUAAAACUGAAUAACUUCAAAAAAAUGCAUCAUAGCAUCACUAUAAUAUGAGCACUGUCAUAGAGUGUAAUGUGUAUAUAAAGCGCAUGUCAUUCUGUUUUACCUACAUCAAAGUGUGUGCUCUGCGCUCUGUCACAUGAGAACCAAAGUCAAGCCCUUACUGAUUUGUGAGCACAACUAUCACCAGUUUUGUGAGCAUAACUAUCACCAGUUAAGGCCUAGCGUGGGUGUCCAGGCUAAAUCUCCAGGAGAAUGGAGUGAAUACUGCUUGCAGUGCUAAAGUGUAUCUUGGUACUUUGUCUAAUGUAGUGCCUUUGUCUAACUGCAUGCCCCUGAUUGUUUAUGCUUGUGGCUCAUUGAGCUUGUGUUUGGCCCUGCUGUGUCUUCAUUUCCUCUCCGUGUCACUGCACAGCUUGUUCUGUUCAGCUGCCGUGUCCAUACUCUAGGGGAAAAGCCCAGCUAAAGGAGUCUGAGGUGUCUGCUUCUUUGCAUUCACUUGAGCCAUCCUACAUAGAAACACAAACCCAGAACAUUUGUCUACUUGUCAGAUAAUGGUGUUCAUCCGGGAAAGCAGUUUUCGGAAGAUUGAUCGUUAUUUCUGAGUAGUUGCUGGUGGCGCAGGUUAAUUUCAUUUUGGGCGGAUUUCAAGCUGUGAUGUGGAAAUAUGACGUUAAUUUCUAGUUUGACCUUGCUUUAUUGUGUUAUCUUCUGCUUAAUCGUUUGUGUGAGUAAGCCUCUGAUAUAACCUUGUAUUAGACAGUGAACUAUGAACGCUACAGCAAAAUACUGUUAACUGUGAGAGUGAGUCCAAAUGCAGGACUGAUUCUAUAGCUACAUCUUUCUGUCCAGGAUUCUAGUUCUUAGAAGCAGAAAGUGGAUGUUUGCUGUUAAUGCUGAAGGAAGGGCAUCUUUAUGAUGGGACAUAAAUUUUAGUGAGGGACAAAAAAAAAUGCAGUUAUAUUUUUCAAAUUUAUCUGUGACCUUCAGCAGUCAGGCUAUGAUUUACAUGCUGGAUGAUGUAUUGCUUUUUUUGUUGCCCCCGAUAAGCCUUUCCUGUUCAGGAGAUCUUUGCUGACUCCUUUGUCUUGCCAAAUUAUGGUCUGAUGACAGAGCAACUGGAAAUGGCCCCUCCCACUACAGCUCAGCUGAGAUACGUGCUUCUGCACAAUGCGAUCCCCUUCGUCGGGUUUGGCUUCCUUGACAACGCCAUCAUGAUCGCCGCGGGGACGCAGAUAGAAUUGUCCAUAGGUGUGAUCUUCGGAAUAUCAACUAUGGCAGCGGCUGCCCUGGGGAACCUGGUGUCGGAUCUGGCUGGCCUGGGUCUUGCAGGGUACGUGGAAGCUCUGGCCCAUAGGCUGGGCAUGCAGAUCCCGGACCUCAGCCCCAAGCAGGUGGACAUGUGGCAGACCCGGGUCAGCUCCCACAUGGGGAAAGCCAUCGGAGUCACCAUCGGCUGCCUGCUGGGCAUGUUCCCCCUGUUCUUCCUCGGGGACGACGACGACGACGACGACAAGAAGAAGAAGAAGAAGAAGGACGCGGCACCCAGCGGCAACUGACGCCGCGUCGCCGCGCAGACCUCUUCAGGCGUGAAAAGCCCGGCGCGGACCGGUCCGCCGCAAACUGUUCCACAUUUAUCAUAGCAUAGCUAGCCUCUCUGCGGCACAGGAGACCCGCACACAUUAGAGUAUCUACACUAAAGACGUGACCCGCUGACGAUGCCAUUGUCUGAACAGCAUUAAUAAAGUCUACCUUCUAAUUUUUUUCGGAACCACCAGCUCCUAAAUCUGCUUCUUGGGGCUAAGCCUACGUUAGUGUAGUCUUACAUUUUUACAAGGUAAAGUCAUAAAGCUAUGAGGUUUUCCCCAGUUUUCAGCAGAUAGAGGGGAAGGUGAUUCUCUGCUGGAGUCACAUCACAUUUCAGUGAACUCAUUUCAGCACUCCUUUUGAAGGUGCAUCGCACUGCAUUUACUUUUAGGGUUGUGGGUAUGUUCUGUAGUCCUGGGAGGCAGUUAGCGUGGGGUUUUGAUAGGUUCUCACUGAUUGCAUUGUUAAGCUCCAGGGGGGCUUUGAUAACCUCUCCUGGUGUUGUAUGUAGUUUUGUGUGGAUUUGGGUAGUGUUGCAUAGUCCUUAGAUAACUUAGCAGCUGCAAGUCAGAAUAUUAUAGGAAUAGAUAGGUGGGGUAUAUUUUGGGUCCUUGAAAAAAAUAGUUAACCUGAAAUAAUUUGUAAUACCUAGCUGUUUAAAUGGGAAAAAAACCUGUGGGGAAUUGUGUAUUCAUGACACAUUUGGGAGUGACUUGGCAAGGUUUUGUUUCCAUUUUUAUUUUCUUAACAUCACUGUACAAAAUAUUUAUUUCCCCACAGUGUUAGCCAUUUUUUAUUAGUAAUAUUACUGUAAAGUCCAAACACACAGGUUAGUUUUAGUUUAUACGUGUACGUAUAUAUCCUGAUUGAAAUGUAACCAACAGAUGCAGUCAUUUUUAAAUGUUACUCAAAAGACAAUGAAGUGAGGGUAAAAGAUUCAGGGGUUUUUUGGAACUGAAUUGAAGCCUAAACGCAGGGAAAUGUAGGAAAUAUGAAACUGGAAGGAGUGAAAUUUUUUGACUGUCCUCAGACUGUCACAAGCAUCCCAAAGAGGAUGAUGUUUUAAUACACUGGUUCUUAAGCCUUUUGAUAUCGGGACCCAAAUUAGAAAUACGUUUUAAUGUCUGGACCCAAAUGUGGACCCGUAAAAGUAUGCAUACUAGCGUGCGUGGCCUAGUGCACUACACACUAAUUCCGGGACCCAACUCACACUCCUACUACCCAUUUUGGGUCCCGACCCAGAGUUUAAGAAACCCUGUUUUAAGACAACAUGCAUUUAACUUUAUUUCCUUAGUUUGCUUAUAAAUAUUUUUUAUAUUAUGCAGGAAAAUGUAUUUAUUAAGCAUUUGUGCAGAUAACAUUGUUCUCAGUGUGCAUAUGGAAGGAAAAAGCUGUAUAUUUUGCACAGAAUUCGGUCUUAUCAUAGGAUUUCUCAUUUGGAAUGAGCUCAAAUUACUCUGAAUCCAUUAGUAUUCAAACCACUCAUUAGGUCUUGAUGAGGAUUUCCUGAGUCAGAGAGAUGCAUGCUCUUAAUAUAAUAGUGCUGCUAGUGCAUGACUGUCUUCUGAUUUGGGGCAGAACUAAGAAAAACUUUAUUUGUUCAUUUAGUCCAUCUGCCACUUUAUUCAACAUCGGAUCUAGUCGUUAUAUUGUGUGUGCUUUAAAAAAACAGUGUAAUAGCCUAUCCUUUUCUUUUCAUCUGUCUGCUUAGUCCAGUCUUUGGAGAUCAGCUCUUGGAUUUUAGCCGUACUAGCCCUUGAACAAUGAAACCGCUUGCCGUCAUCCAAGAGCAUGAUUGCAGUACUAAAUUAUGGGAGACCAGUUUGAAGUAAGGGUGUGAACCCACCACUCAUGGGCUCCAGCUAUGAAUAUGUAUGUUCAAUAUUUUGAAGAAGCUCAACAUGUACAUGGCACAAGUUGAGAGCCUGCACAAUUUGAAAAAGUAUGCAGAUGAGACUGGUUAAAAUCACUGGCGAGAAACUGAUUCACAGUGAGAACACGCACCCACAAGUCUCGAGCAUGCAGCCUUGCCUGCAGUGCUGCAAUUUGUUUUGCCUUGUCUAUCAUUGAAAUAUGAACUCGUUACUGAAUCAGAUACGAUUCAAAGAUUUUCAUUCUAUGCAUAGAUUUAAUGUACAUUUAUUAUGACUGAUCUGCAUGAUCCCAUCUACUAACCCAGUGUAAAUGCAAUAAUUCACCAACAUGAUUUCUAAUUGAAAUCAAGGCAUAUUUAUGGUCUCCAUGCCUUAGGUAAAAUAUUUUAGCAGUGGUCAUGUACUGUUGCCAUUAAAAAAAAAUUUUUAAAAAAAAGAUUUAUAGUUUGAACAAUUUUGUGUGGGAUUUUUUUUUACAUUGAUUUGUAUGUAUCGUGUGACAUUUGGACUGGAAUACCUCUCUACUGGUUGCUUGAGUAUGAAACUAUUCAGCACUAUGACUUUAAGACAAGACUAUAAAAGAUUGCCAAGCCCUGUUCCCGUAACACUAGAUUCGAAGCUCAUGGAUUAACAGUGUGCUCAAUCCUACAGUACAGUUCUCCUCUUGGUUGAGUAUUGUGCAUUCCUUAUGUUGCACCAUCUUUCAUGAGAGAGUCAAAGAGCUCAUUUCCAUUGACCACAGUGCAAUGCUCUGCUACACUGAAGUCACCAUGGCACGCGAGAUGCAGUGAAUCUGUAUGCUUUUGGCUGCACUUACCCUACAGUUUGUUUAUGGUGUCUGGUGCAGUCCUCUUUGAAUGGCCUCCGCUCUGCUUGUAUUCUAACUGGAAAGGUUUAUGAUGCAUGGUGCGUAGUGUCUGAGCAGGGUGGGGUCAGCAUGCAUGUGUGAGGCAGGGGAGGAUAGGUUCAGGUAAACACCUUGUGGUCUGUGUUUGUACCUAAGAAUGCACUGUCCUGUUCCGGUUUGGGGAAGGGCUCCUCUGCAUACUCUUUCAUAACCUGAGAAGCAGGACAUGUUGACUGCUGUCUACUAAUGAGCAGUCAGUGAACAAUUCUGCAAACUCUCCCAUCUUUUAAUUGACUCCCAUGCACCAAAUUUUCCAGAGCAUUUCUUCAUGCUUUCUUUCAAAAUCCCCAAUAUACUGAUGCCAUUUUACUUGCAAAGUACCGUCAUGAAUCAAACUCCCAUGCAUGGAGAACAAAUAAUAAACGUAAUUUGGCCAUGACACUACCAGUGAAGAGAAUAUAGAAUCGACCACACUAAGCACUGAUUCUGUCAGUGCCCGAACUUCUGUAAGGGCUUCAAAUGGUGCCAAUAUAUUACAAAUGGGAGAGAAAUAGUCACUCCGACAUAAAGCAAUGGAAUGGCAUAUAUCUUUGCAUCAAAAUCUGCUAUGCUUUUUAAUCUGCAUGCUUUUAAAAAUAUUUUGUUGGUAAAGUGGGAAUGUAUAGUACUGGUCUCCCCAGCACAGUAAUUACAUUUCUGUGAAAUGCAUUUGGAAAUUAUUUAUUACAUUUGAUUUUCCAGCAGAUACAUGUUGCAAAAGAGAAUUAUUUUAAGCCAAAAAAAGUGCAUUGUGGUUCUGUUAAAAUGCCUCAAUUUAUUUUGCUCUUAGUGUAAUUACACUGUCUGAUCCUCAUUAAAACGAUGAAUCAAAA
Messenger RNA from Anguilla anguilla (European eel), 6605 nucleotides. It is a transcript of the gene tmem65, whose product is annotated as transmembrane protein 65. Lineage: Eukaryota; Metazoa; Chordata; Actinopteri; Anguilliformes; Anguillidae. Bases 2532 to 2984 code for a protein of 150 amino acids. Gene Ontology annotation, biological process: regulation of cardiac conduction; cardiac ventricle development. The transcript is spliced from 7 exons. The record is from RefSeq and is a predicted model, not a curated record. Gene Ontology annotation, cellular component: mitochondrion.